CAUGGUCAUGAGAACAGCUUUAUCUUUACGAGUGUUGCAAUGGACUCAUUCCGUAUCUUCAAAAUUACGGCAGAUUGAAGUCUCACAUCUGAGGCCGGGUUCUAGCUCUUAGGGGUAGGAAAAAAAUCUUUGAUUGUAUCGGCCCAAGCAGAUGAAGUUUCAUCAUAGUCAUCAGAUCAGAACAUGGGUGAACAGAAAACGCAAAACAAGGAUUCGACAAAUAUCGAUUCUAACUGUGAUAAACUUUUGAUGGCAACCUGACAAAUUCAACUAGCUACAAGAGAUUUGAGCCCAGUAGUUGUGUUAGUUGAUUCAUGAAUUCAUGUUCUGUGGAUUUUGGCCAAACCUCAGCGAGCUAGAAAUCUGAGUUCGGACUGAGUUGCAUUCAAUCAACGAUCACCGUUGUUUGACCUCCAGGUUCCACACAUCACUGCUCUUCCGGUAUUGUUUAUUCAUUUGUGUGAUUGGUGUGCAGCUUCUACUGGGUAUGAAGUUUGAUCCUUGCCGUUAUCAACGUCGGAUGCAAAUUCCCAUGAAAGCAUUUUCAAGGUGAGGUUACGUCACUAUGCACUUCAUAUCUCUACAAUCUACUCACCAUUGUGUUUUAGGCAAUCAUGUUGUGUUAGAGGAAGGAGAGAUGCGGCUUUGGAGACGGUGUGAGGCAACAACUGCAAUAGGGAUGUAGUAGAGUUCUUAGUUGAACUUUGAGACUGCUGCAAUUUCAGGCGAUUUUGCAGCCGUUACGUUCAAUGAGAGCAGGUGUUAGAGUGAGGUUAAGACCCCUGAGUUUGAAGGGGCAGCAUGUAUAUAUAUAUAUAUAUAUGUAUACACCAACGGUCACGUCCACAUUGUCGAGCACCCCAUCACGCUUGGCACUAAAUACUUCUGAAUUGUUGGGGCGAAGAAGCGUUCAGACAUUGCCCCAGCGCUUGACAGUGAGCUGAGGAUGGAGAUAGCCUACGCAACCAUCUAUCUACGAUUGUGCCAGUUUGAGAAUUCCAUCAGGCGCUCUGAUUUUUAUUUCGAGUUGAUGCGGGCAGAAUAAGCUCCGGCCCUCAGACCCUAAACCUGGAAGUUACAACUCUCGGCAUUCUAAUCUUUGCAAGGCUAUUACAUUUGUUCGACAACGCCUUUCUGGUACUAGACUUUAUCCAGAAGUGGAGCUGGACAUUUCCUCGACUCCAGCUGGUUGUCUCUGUUGCAUUCGUUUUGGGGACAAUCAAGAAGGAGCUUUUCAGAUCGUCUGCAAUCUUAACUAGGCAUUUCUUUCGUGCAGCUCAUGAACAAAUCUGAGAUUCAGAUCCGGUGAAGCAGCCUUCCUGGCAAAAUAUUCCUAAGUCGGUGGGUGGUGGGACAAUGUAUAGACGGUAUCUGAAGCCCUGUACUUAUAGAUUUCAUCACGAGUUUAACUCUCAAGAUGUAUUUGCUUCGUGCCAAUCUAUGCUUCGAGGGAUUUCUCCCACGUUCUGGAGGCGGGCUCAGGUUCAGAGACGCAGAGUUUUCACCAGUUCUUCUCAUUCAUGGCUUAGUUGUCAAGGUUUCGACUGCAUACCUAGCAUACCCUCUGCUCUGCUAUUGCUUAGGCAACAGAGAUUGCUCGUAGGACAUGCUCUCAGGGGCUACAUAACCACGAGUGCCGGUGUAAUCAAUCCAUCAAGGCAAAGUUUGUUUCCGCAGAAGGAAAGAUUAUUACGGAUAUCAUCAUCGUUCACUCGCUCCUGCAGUGACGAGCGUGGUACAGAUGGCAAGAGCCAAGCAGACGUUUCUUCCUCAAUUGGAAGUGGCGGGGAUAACUACAAAGGUGCUGAAUAUGUUAUGGCCUGUAGUAGCGGUGGUGAAGAUGAGAGUGAUGAGGGACUAAAGUGGCGGCACUCGGCAACGACUAGUGGGAAUCAGGACGAGAGCUCUAUUGAAAGUUUUCAUCAUGAUAACCAGGACUCAUUGUAUCUGGCUCAGAAGGCUCGAUUCAGGAAGGCUUUUGAGGAGCGAUUGCAGAGAUGGGAGGAUGCGAAAGUCACUCUGGAAGAAUUUCCACAUUAUUUGAGUGAAACUACACGAGAUCUAUUGGUUGAUUGUGCAGCCGCACAUCUGCGGCAACCCCUCUAUGCAGAAUUUGGUUCAGGGUUGUCCUAUUCCAAUCGCCGCAUCUGCUUACGUGGCUCAACCGGAACUCUUUUGUAUCAGGAGAGAUUGGUGGAGGCACUUGCUCACCAUCUUCAAGCGCCAUUACUUGUGCUCGACAGCACCUCUCUUGCUCCCCAUGACUUUGGAGCUCAUGAGUUAAUUUCUGCCUCUAGUUCUGAUGGGUCUGAUUCAGAGAACGAGAGUACGUCAGCGUUGAGUGACGGAGAGAAAGACGAGGGUAUUAGUGAGAGGAUGAGGGGGGCCCGUGAUGUUAAAGUGGAUGUGCUGCUAGAGGUAGCUGCUGAUUCGGUUCAAGUUGAAAGACAGCAUGCUUCUAUGAAGGAAACAAUAGUGGAGGGAAGUGGAGAGAAACAAGGGCGUGGAAAGUCUGCUGGUUGGAAAGAAAAUAGAGCAUCAGCUCUCUCGCCUGGCAACGUUUCUGCAGCUGAUCCAUGUGAAGAAUGGGUAGCUGCCAUUGAUGCUCUUUCUGAGAUGUCAUCACGUUCGAAGCCUAUGGUGAUUUAUUUUCCAGAUCCUAGGCAUUGGUUUGAGAGAGCUGUUCCAUUAGAUAGGAGGCAGGAGUUUUUGGAGCGCGUAGAAGCAAAACUGGAUCAAAUUGAGGGUCCUAUUGUUAUGAUUGCCAGCCGUUUAUCUGACGAGAAAGCGGAAGUUGAUGACCGGGCAAGAUUGAAAGCUCACUUGGAAGAUAUUCGUUCCCGCCUGAAUCAAAGAACAUCAACCAGAUGGGUAUUUCGGGAUUUACUGGGAAGUGAAGAUGUUUACGAGCUUUUUCCCAAUCAUAUCAAAAUUUAUCCUCCAAAAGAGGAUGGAAUGCUGCGCGAGUGGAAAAAGCAAUUAUUAAAGGAUAAGGAGAUCAGUCGUGCUAAACACAAUAUCGGGCAGCUACGUGAGGUUCUGGAAACAAACUAUAUGGACUGUGAGGGUCUUCCCGCAUUGAACUUGUUGGGUCUCGACCUCUCUAAAACCAAGGCUGAGAAAGUUGUAGGAUGGGCUAGGAAUCAUCAUCUUGGAAUGUCUCUGUUUGAUCCUCCCACUAGCAAUGGCAAACUUAUGAUCCCUCGGGAUAGUAUGGAAAGAGCACUUACGAGACUGCGGGUCCAAGAAAAUAAAAAGCCCCCAAGCAUUGUAAAAGAUUUCAAGACAGUUGCAGAAGACGAAUAUGAGAAGGCGUUGAUCUCGGCGGUCAUACCCCCGAAUGAAGUGAGUGUGAAAUUUGAUCACAUUGGUGCGCUUGAAGAUGUAAAAAGUGCCCUCAAGGAGCUUGUUAUGCUUCCCUUGCAGCGUCCAGAACUAUUUUGUAAAGGAAAUCUGACUCGGCCUUGCAAAGGAGUUUUGCUUUUUGGACCUCCAGGUACAGGCAAAACUUUGCUAGCUAAAGCAGUGGCUACAGAAGCUGGCGCCAACUUCAUCAAUAUCACGGGUUCUACAAUCACCUCCAAGUGGUUUGGGGAUGCGGAAAAGCUGACUAAAUCUUUGUUUUCUUUGGCAAAAAAGCUCGCUCCCGCUGUUAUUUUUGUUGAUGAGGUGGACAGUUUAUUGGGGGCCAGAGGCGGUAGUUCCGAACAUGAAGCCACCCGUAAGACUAGAAAUGAAUUUAUGGCCGCCUGGGAUGGGCUCCGCUCAAAGGAUAAUGAACGAGUCUUGGUCUUGGCUGCUACAAAUCGGCCAUUUGACCUUGACGAUGCUGUGAUCCGGAGAUUACCAAGGAGAAUAUUAGUGGACCUGCCGAACACAGAAAAUAGAGUGAAGAUCUUGCGUGUUAUAUUGGCUGAUGAAGAACUUGAGGAAGGGUUUGACUUCGAAGAACUAUCGCGCAUUACGGAUGGGUAUUCUGGAAGUGAUCUUAAGAAUCUCUCUAUAGCUGCUGCUUAUCGCCCCAUAAGAGAGCUUUUACUGUAUGAAGAACAAGAGGAUAAACUAGAAGGAACUGCUGCCACCAACCGUGCUCAAUCAUCAGCAGUGAUCAGACCCCUCAGAUAUGAUGAUUUUAAGCAGGCGAUGGCUCAGGUAGGCGCUUCAGUAGCUUUUGCUGCCUCCAGCAUGAACGAGUUGCGGCGAUGGAACGAACAGUAUGGAGAGGGUGGCAACCGCAAAAAAUCCACUUUUGGCUUUGGGGUAUGAGGACUUCAUUUUGAUAUGGCAGCCCAGCUUGAGGAGGCUCCUGGGAACCCAUCCACCUCAUCUGAGCAUAUUUGUGGAUCAAACCUCCGUAGUGAACUGUAACCGAUUGCCAUGGCUUUUAUGAUAAUCUAAAGAGCUCAUUCAUUCGGGAUAUGUUAUCGACUAUGCAAUUAUAAGUCUUGAGGGAAUGUAAAGGACAUGUCACUUUAAAUCAGCUCACUCACGUUUUGAAACCAGGACUUCGUUGAGACUUGGAGGUGGUCUCUUGCUAAGCAGAGUCUCAGAAUGCACUGCAGUCCUACGUGUUGCACUUCCACGUGAAUUGGCUCCUAGUUUAGUGGAAUUCUGUAUCUCGUGGUGGUAGUGAGAGUUGUCAAACAUUAAGCUACAUGAAAUGACCUUUAUGGGCAUUUUGCUACUACUAAGCACAUGAAACUUUCAGGUAGUUGUUUGAAGUACCAUUUCAUACCCAAGAUGGGAACCAUAUUGGUUUAGGAUCGCUUGUGAAGUAUCCGCAAGUUUCUUCUACGUAAUGGGGUAAUGCAUAGUCUUGCAGUUUUAGAACUUACUCCAUAACUAUCACAAGUAAAACAAGUUGUGUAGGAUCUUGCAUUUGCAUUCCAAAGCAAAAGUUUCUACGUUGCGCA
This is a messenger RNA of Physcomitrium patens, 4913 nucleotides long. NCBI's taxonomy places the organism in Eukaryota, Viridiplantae, Streptophyta, Bryopsida, Funariales, Funariaceae. The record is from RefSeq and is a predicted model, not a curated record.